GAGGCAGGUGACCCGAGCGGGGCGGGAGAGGGCAGUCAGCCCGCAGCCCUGUCUCCUCUGCCGUCGCGCGCAGCUCGGUGCCCACCGAAGGUGGGCGACAGGGUGCGAGAGCGCGGGGGAGGAGCCGAACCCGUUGCGUCCAGAUAGCGCAGCCACCGCCCCCAGGAGUCCGCUGGAGCGCGGAGCCCCCUGCAGGGGAGGAGGCGAGCGGCGGGCGGGACGCGGCGGCGGCGAGCGCGCACCAUGUAGUCCCGGCCCGGCCAGCGCCGGCUGCUUGCCGAGCUGUGAGGCGGCCGGGUCUCCCGGCCGCCGCAUUCCGCCUUCCUCCCUCCCAGGUGCUGCCAGGCGCUCUCGCCUUUGCUUUGGUUCUCGGACCCGGGUGGAACGCACAGCCUGCCUCUGCCCUGCUCCGCCUGGACCAUGCGGGGGGCCCCGGAGGAAGAGAAGGCGAGUGACAGGCCUAUGCCGACCUUAUUCGGGGGGCGCCCAGCUCUCUGAGACGCCCCCACCUGCUACCAUGUGUCGCCGCCACGGUUACCUAGCCUGUCGCUAAACUUUCCCGGCCUUGUCCCGGCUCGGAGUUGUAUUUCUGAGCGGAGUGUCCCAGGGACCGAGGACCCAGGCUGGCUGCAGACAUCUGCUCCUCUCGGCGGGAUCCUCAGAGAGUCCCUUCCUUGGAAUUGGAGCCCUAACCGUCCCUCUCCAGCCCUAUCCCGCGAAGAGCUGAGUGCUGGCAGCUGAGGCAGCGCCUUCCCGAAGCAGUUUAUCUUUGGACGGAUUUCUUUAAGAGAAAAAGAAACCAACAGGUUGCCAGCCCCGGCGUCACACAGGAGACUCCCGAGAGGGAAGCCCCAGUCCCGGUUUCCUCUGCCUGCGUUGGCCCCUCUCGGGCUGCGGGAGGAGAGGGGAGGGAGGGGGCGAUGGCUCGGCCUGACCCGUCCGCGCCGCCCUCGCUUCUGCUGUUGCUUCUGGCGCAGCUGGCCGGCCGGGCGGCGGCCGCCUCUAAGGCCCCUGUGUGCCAGGAAAUCACCGUACCCAUGUGCCGCGGCAUCGGCUACAACCUGACGCACAUGCCCAACCAGUUCAACCACGACACGCAGGACGAGGCGGGCCUGGAGGUGCACCAAUUCUGGCCGCUGGUGGAGAUCCACUGCUCGCCGGACUUGCGCUUCUUCCUGUGCUCCAUGUACACGCCCAUCUGCCUGCCGGACUACCACAAACCGCUGCCGCCCUGCCGCUCCGUGUGCGAGCGCGCCAAGGCCGGCUGCUCGCCGCUCAUGCGCCAGUACGGCUUCGCCUGGCCAGAGCGCAUGAGCUGUGACCGUCUCCCGGUGCUGGGCCGCGACGCCGAGGUCCUGUGCAUGGAUUACAACCGCAGCGAGGCCACCACGACGCCCCCCAGAUCCUUCCCAGCCAAGCCCACACUCCCAGGCCCGCCAGGGGGGCCGUCCUCCGGGAGCGAGUGCGCAGCAGGGGGCCCAUCUGUGUGCACUUGCCGCGAGCCCUUCGUGCCCAUUCUGAAGGAGUCGCACCCACUCUACAACAAGGUGCGAACAGGACAGGUGCCCAACUGUGCAGUGCCCUGCUACCAGCCGUCCUUCAGCCCGGAUGAGCGCACGUUCGCCACCUUCUGGAUUGGCCUCUGGUCAGUGCUUUGCUUCAUCUCCACCUCCACGACGGUGGCCACUUUCCUCAUUGACAUGGAACGCUUCCGCUACCCUGAGCGUCCAAUCAUCUUUCUAUCAGCCUGCUACCUGUGCGUGUCGCUGGGAUUCCUGGUGCGCCUGGUUGUGGGCCAUGCCAGUGUGGCCUGCAGUCGGGAGCACAACCAUAUCCACUAUGAGACGACAGGCCCUGCGCUGUGCACCGUCGUCUUCCUGCUAGUUUACUUCUUUGGCAUGGCCAGCUCCAUCUGGUGGGUCAUCCUGUCGCUCACCUGGUUCUUGGCGGCUGGCAUGAAAUGGGGCAAUGAGGCUAUUGCGGGUUAUGCGCAGUACUUCCACCUAGCAGCGUGGCUCAUUCCCAGCGUCAAGUCCAUUACGGCGCUGGCUCUGAGCUCAGUGGACGGGGACCCGGUAGCCGGCAUCUGCUAUGUGGGCAACCAGAACCUGAACUCGCUUCGCGGCUUCGUGCUGGGCCCACUGGUGCUCUACCUCCUGGUGGGCACGCUCUUCCUCCUUGCGGGCUUCGUGUCGCUUUUCCGCAUCCGUAGCGUCAUCAAGCAGGGCGGCACCAAGACGGACAAGCUGGAGAAGCUCAUGAUCCGCAUCGGCAUCUUCACGUUGCUCUACACGGUGCCGGCCAGCAUCGUAGUGGCCUGCUACCUGUACGAGCAGCACUAUCGCGAGAGCUGGGAGGCGGCUCUCACCUGCGCUUGCCCGGGCCCCGACGCCGGCCAGCCGCGCGCCAAGCCCGAGUACUGGGUGCUCAUGCUCAAGUACUUCAUGUGCCUGGUGGUGGGCAUCACGUCGGGCGUCUGGAUCUGGUCCGGCAAGACGGUGGAGUCGUGGCGGCGCUUCACCAGCCGCUGCUGCUGCCGCCCGCGGCGGGGCCACAAGAGCGGUGGCGCUAUGGCCGCAGGGGACUACGCCGAGGCGAGCGCGGCGCUCACUGGCAGGACCGGGCCACCUGGCCCCUCCGCCGCCUACCACAAGCAGGUGUCCCUGUCGCACGUGUAGGAGGAGGCCGUGGCCAAGGGACCGUGCUGGGAGUUGAGGGAGGGGGUUGUUUUGUUUGGUAGCUUGAGAAGGUCAUUUCCGUUUACCUUCAUGGUGCUGAUGCCCCCUCCCGGGACAACUUGGAGAGAGGGAAAAGGGGCAGUUUCAAGGGAGCACCUGUCCCAGUUCUUAAAGGGGCUCUGCUCACGUGUAUUCUGCUUUGCGUUUCUUACUGCCCCCUUUAGAGGAACCCUCUUUUUAAUUUAUAUGUAUUUUUCUUAAUUUUUAACUGUUGCAUUUUGGCAACAAAAUUUACCUUUGCUUUGGGGGCUUUACAAUCCUAAGGUUGGCAUUGUGAUGAGGUUCCAUUUGGUUCAGGUUUCUUUGAACUGUGUGGUCUAAAUUGGGAAAAUAUAUUUCCUAUACGUGUGUCUUUAAAAAAAAAAUGUGAACGGUGAAAGUUUGGGUUGCUGUGACUGGAAAGGAGUGGAGUGUACUUUUUCAGCUAGUUUCUCCUUCCACUGCUUAAAAGUGUCCAAGCUACUUUAGACCUGCUGCUGGUCCCUGAGCACAGCCCCAAGUCCUCCCAAGGAGGGGAGCAUGAUGUGCUAGGGCCUCUCCAGGUGGGCAAGUUUAGGUUAGGGAGUUAGGGAGCCCUUAGGGAUCGCUGUGUAUCCUUAACCUUGUCUGUUGAACUUGGGUUCUGGCAGCAGUGCUUGCAGUCAUUUUCAUUCCUAACAGAACCAGUGCCCUAAGUUAGAGGUAGCAGCAUAGAAUGUCCAGCAUAAACACUUGCAAUAAUGAGAGCCUAAGGGAUGGUGGUUGGUGGAACAUGAAUUCUAGACUGGUGAGAUGGUAAGCUUUGUGCCAGAGAGAGAGAGUGGAUGGUUCUUAAGCUUCUGCGAUCCCUUAUUAUUAUUUUAAAGGAACUUGUGUUACAAUUUUGGUGAAAGUACACCCACUCCCUUCUUCUGGAAAUACUUAGGGAUUGUUGCUAAAGAGGGCUCCCUUUUAAAUUAAAGGACUAAAACGGAUAUGCUUCCAGUAAUUAAAGUAAAUUUCCAACGCUUCUCUUAUCUGCUCCCUCACCCCGCCUCCUUUAUCAUGUUAAACAGUCUUUUUGCUUUUCUUAUUCCUCCUCUCCUGGAGAGCUGUGAUUAGAAACCACACCCACCCUCCAGUGAAGUGCUUGAACUGGGGGAGGGAGGCUGGCUACCUGUGAACAAACAUUGGCCCCAAGGAGGGAAAACAAGUGUCCCUGGACACAGGGCUAGUUUAUGCCCCCAAAGCAGCAACACAGUGCUCUCUGCAGUCUCAAAACAAAUGAGACCCACAACAUCCUUGCCUAAGCUUUUAAAUAUGAGGAGUGGAAUACCCGCUGCAAGAAGGCUCCCCUUCCAUCCCACCCGCCUUAAUUUUCCUUUUCCUUUUCUGAGACGCCUCUAACACACUUGCUGUUACUAGGUUUGCUCUCCCAAUGUUUAACCAUUUCUUCAUAUAUGAUGGACUCUUGAUGAAUACACACACAUUUCUUUGCCUUAGGAAGUUAUGUUCUCCUAAUCUGUUUAACCAUUCAUUCAUGCAGAGUGUGAGGCUACCACUGGGGAAGGGGUGACAGUGCAUCAGCCAGCAAAUACCAGUGACCAGGACUGAGUGGGGACAAAUAUAAUAGCCAAAGCAAUUAAAAAUUGAGAAAGCUUCCCUAGGGAAACAACUGGAAUCUAGGCAUUUGAGCUUCAUUUGAACCAAAGUUAGAAAAGAAAAAUGUAAGCCUCCGUAAGUUUUUCUUCACGAGUGUUAAGUAGACAAAUACAUAGUUCCCACAGGGGACUGAAAUAGCUGGUGGGAAAUCUAGUACCAUCGUUUUAAGGCCUUUCAGAAGUUGUUCACAUUAAUAAAAACGCACUGCUCUUGCCCAACUCAUUCUCUGAAUCAAAAUUCCUGGAGAUUUGACAAAACUGAGCAUACAUAGCUAUAGAACCUUGCCCAUCUUAUUUGUCUAUUUAUUCAGAAACCUCUUCCUAGAAUCUUGCAAUGGAUCCCCAGCCUGUCCACCAGUUCCUCUUCCCUCAUUUAACAUGUCUUCCCAGAAUCUGUUGUCUUCAGAUUUGGGUUAUCCCCUUUCCUUCCUUUGAAUCUGGAAAUGUUGCAGUGUAUCUAAAAGUUGUGGGACGAAAUGGAUGAAAGUGGCUUAAUUCACACUUUAAAUUUUUUUUUCAUGGUUGCAACAUCCCAAACCUAAAAACAACUAAUUUACCUGAAAAAAUUAGAACAUAGAUGCUAAGCAAAGGGAGGCAAGAUAGGCUGUGCUCUUGGAGGUCUAGUUUCAGAAGCACUCUCUUUCCCUCAUCCCCUAAAAGAGACAAGAUAAAGUCCCCAACCCCAACUCCAUCUUAGUAAUCAGCCAUCCCAACCAGGGAAAGAACUAUUUAUAGCCACCCCUUAUUUCUACCCAUGUACUUAUUUUCCCUAGCUUUGUAUUUUUGUUAUAAAAACAAAUCAUGCUCAUGAAGAGUAUAAAAUGAAAGGCUAUGGGGAAGGUAGUUCAGCAACUUCUUCACAGCCAGUCAUGUGAAGUUGGGAGGUAGGGGCCCUGUUUUGUCUAAGAUCCAGUUUCCAGACUGCCCUUUCACUGUCCAGUUUUCAGUAGUGUCUCCCUUCACAGGUUAGCAGGGUGGGGAGAGGGUCUAGGUAGUAAAUUGCCUGCAGGAACUAAUGGGACCUCAGGGACUGAGUUGGCCAGAUUGUGGGAAGUUUUUAAAAUUAAUAUCAUUUCCCUCCUUGCAUUUUGAAGUUGUCUAAAUUGGCUGGAAAUAAUUUUUCUUGGUGCCUUAUUGGUUUAUUCACACAAACCUUUUGUCAAGUUUCCACCUGACUAUUGCCUAUGACCAGGUCCUGUGUGUAUGUGUUGUGCGUAAUUGUGUGCACGUACAAGCUUAAAUAAUGUGCCGACAGCACUGUUUCAAAGUUGGUAUUCAUUAGGCAGUUCCCUCCUGGGCCAGGCUGCACUAAUCUUGACACCGGCUGCCAGGAGAAAACCUCACGGAUCACACACCGAACCUUAAUAACAGCAUCGGUGACCUGCACUCUCUGGUACAGAAUGGGAACCCCAGAGCUAGGAAGCGCAGUUGUAUAUUUUAAUGAACUGCUACCCCUGCUAAAGAAGCUUCUUUCACUUUUGUGCUCUACAGAAAGACCAAGGGGGGUAGGAGGGACAAAGCUUUGAAUAACUGCUUUCUAACACCAAAUGUGGCAAACAGGAUGGAGCACAUCACAAAUCUAGGCAGGUGUGAGGUACAGUGGCUAAGAAUCCCUGCUCCCUCUGCAUGCCCUUUUUUGUCUCCAAA
Molecule: messenger RNA, 6004 nt
Organism: Sciurus carolinensis (gray squirrel)
Lineage: Eukaryota; Metazoa; Chordata; Mammalia; Rodentia; Sciuridae
Gene: Fzd5
Product: frizzled class receptor 5
Exons: 2
Coding region: 921-2678 (585 amino acids)
Biological process (GO): canonical Wnt signaling pathway; non-canonical Wnt signaling pathway
Cellular component (GO): plasma membrane
Molecular function (GO): Wnt-protein binding; Wnt receptor activity
Source: RefSeq, a predicted model, not a curated record